AGAAAUUACCUUGGAUGUAAUUAAAGGGAUAAUAACUAAAUUUUAUUAGCAGUAUUAUCCAGGGACAUGGGGAGGCCUUUUAAAUGAAUUUCUGUUGCCAAGUUGUAUCUUUUGUCUCUUCUGCAAGAUCUGCAUCAUGCUAGUCAAAAAUUACAUUUUCAUAGCAUAAAAUAUGCCAGUAUCGACUCACAUACUGAUAUGUUUCUUACCCCAUCCUCCUCCCUAACCCACUGAGCACUGCUCUGAUAUGAGUCCCACCCUCACCCUGGCUUUAGGAAGAGGAAACCUAUAGACACUAAAGCAGGCCAACGUUUCUGUUUUAGGCCAUGGCUGACGUCGAGAUCUUAGAGGACCGAGACAAGCUGAAGCGAGGCCUGGUGAAGGUGCUGGAGUGCGUAGCCACCAUCUCAUCAGCAGCCGCUGUGGUGAAUCCCAUCUUCGGUGUGGCAGGCUCGCUGAUCCGUGUCGUCCUCCACCAUGUGGAUGAUGAGGAGAUUCAAACUCUUCGACGUGAGUUUGGCAGUGUGAACCGGGCCUUGGAUGAGCUUUCAGUGCAGAACCGUGGUGCGUUGCUCCAGAUCAAGAAGGAGACAUUGGACGGGCAAUACAGCCGCGUAGAGGAGAACCUACGCAACCAGUUCCGUAAAUUCAUGGAGGUGGUGGAGGCACGGCCCGAGCACAAGGAGCGCAAGCGCGAUGAUUUUGAGGAAAGCUAUGCCAACGACAUGGGUGACCAGAACCUGCACACCCUCUAUGACGGUGUAAUGGGCAAGCCCAAGCUCUUCAGCCGACCCAUCCUCGAAGUCUACAUGACUCACUCACAAGGAGAUCGUAGGGUGAUGGAGCGCCUGUGCACACGCCUCACCUACCUGUUCUGCGUCGGCCUCAUCGCUCUGAUGGGUUACGCUGCCAUCAUUGGUGAUGAUGAGGAGGGCCUGAGCGAGGAGUGGACCAAGAAGAUGGAGAAUGUGCAAGAGAGGAUGCAGGAGGUGCUCGGGAAAUGCAAGUGAUUCCCCUGAAUUACACAAGUUUGUUAUGUUUGUUAUGUUCUACAUUAUUUACUGUCACUACCCUUAAUAAAAGGGGCAGCCGUUUUUUGCAUUCAUAUUCCAGGCCAUGAGUUUUUUGUUUUUUUUUUGCUAUUGACAUGCCCCAACUUAGAAAGUCAGGGCUCAAAGAAAAAAAUGAGUUCCUGAGGGAAAUUACGAUAUCUCUGACAUGACUUAAAGGCAGCAUAUUUGGUAACUAGCAUUAGUUACCAUUCUUUCUGUUAACCCUUAAUCACAUUGUUAGCAUGACUACAUUCAAUGAUUGUAUUUUAAAUGUUUUCAAUAAAGUUAUUGAAAAAUAAAACAUGACAAGAUGAGUAUAUUUUUACUGAAAAAAAAAAAAUCAAAACAGCAUCUUUUGUUCAUACAAUAAGAGUGUAAACAGACUUUGUCUGUAUCCAUUCUUCCAAUUAGCCUAUGUUGUAUUCUUGAGGAGCAGAUCUAGGGUAUGCAACUGAGUGUAUCUUGCUGUCUAGAAGGCUGAUACCUGAACAUUUGGGAGAUGGCUCAAGCAAACGCUUGUGUUUGCAAUUAGAACACACCAAUUUAUUAUGUGGCAUUUAGGUUUUAAAAACUGGUGUUUAGAUUAUUAACAUGUUUCAUGUUCCAUGGUUUUACAGUGCAGUGGUUUGUGUUAUAGCACUCUUCGAUAUUUUCUGGUUGGAGCAGUUAGAUUCAUAUCAUAGUAUACAAAUAGGGCCCCAAAAAUGGUUCAAGCCCAGGGACCCUUACCUUACCUCGCCCCUGCUCUUAGAGAUUGACAAAAAAAAAAAAAUUGAAUAUUUUAUAAUGCAAAUAAGUCUCUGCACUGCGCUUGUUUUGAAUAAUAAUUAGGUCUUUGUUUGUGGAUACACACUUGCAACUUUGGAGAGGUAUGUCAGUUCCCUAUAAUUCUGGCACUCUACUAUAUUCCAGUGACUAUUUCUUUCUAUCUUUGAUUAAUUAUUAUAAAAAUAUCCCUCUCUUGUUUUGAGACUCUGUGCACCUCCAGCUGUUGCCAUAGUGUCAGUUGCCACUCUAUAUGGGUUAUUUGAAUGUUGGAAGCCUGGAAUUUGUGA
Molecule: messenger RNA, 2107 nt
Organism: Pangasianodon hypophthalmus (striped catfish)
Lineage: Eukaryota; Metazoa; Chordata; Actinopteri; Siluriformes; Pangasiidae
Product: protein rapunzel
Exons: 2
Coding region: 327-1010 (227 amino acids)
Source: RefSeq, a predicted model, not a curated record